This is a messenger RNA of Exophiala oligosperma, 927 nucleotides long. RefSeq lists its product as uncharacterized. Gene Ontology annotation, molecular function: oxidoreductase activity, acting on the CH-OH group of donors, NAD or NADP as acceptor. Lineage: Eukaryota; Fungi; Ascomycota; Eurotiomycetes; Chaetothyriales; Herpotrichiellaceae. The transcript is spliced from 3 exons. Gene Ontology annotation, cellular component: cytoplasm. The coding region runs from base 1 to 927 and encodes 308 amino acids. The record is from RefSeq and is a predicted model, not a curated record.
AUGUCAACGCCAUCAGCGCCUAAAUAUCCAGAUUUGAGGGGCAAGGGUGCUAUUGUCACAGGGGGCGGCUCGGGUAUUUGUAAUGCCUUUGUCAAGAAGCUGCACGCAGCAGGGGCAAAUGUACUGAUUGCGGACCUUCGCCUGCACAAGGCUGCGCAAGAGUGGAUGGAUAAUCUCAAUCAAGCCAGUGCUCAAAGCGGGACCCGGAAUGGAGAUGGCCCUGCACCGCGUGUCGCCUUCACCAAGAUCGACGUGACGGACUGGGACCAGCUCGAGGGUGUCUUUGACGUCUAUGAAAAGGAAUUUGGAGGACUACCAUACCUCAUUUGUCCAGGUGCCGGCGUCUAUGAGCCUUCCGCCCCAAAUUUCUGGAAUGAACGUGAAGACAAGUCAUAUUUGGUCCUGCGAGUGAACCUGGAACAUCCUAUUCGAAUCUCGCGCAUUGCCAUUAGGCGAUGGGUCGCGGCAAAUCAGUCCGGUAACCUUGUGCUCAUCUCGAGCGUCGCAGCGCAGAAAGCCAGCCUUUUGACGCCCCUGUACGGAGCGUCAAAGCACGGAAUUAGCUGUUUCGUGCGAGCCAUGGCUGGCCUGGACAAGAUGGCCAACAUUAGGGUCACUGCAGUAGCUCCAGGGCCAACUAGGUCACCUCUAUUCACCGAUGACCCGAAAGCACUUAGCUUUAUUGAUCCGGAAAAGGACAAGCUGGCACAUCCAGAUGAGGUUGCUCAGGGUCUUCUUGGUGUAGCUUUCUCGGAGUCUGGUUUCCCAGCCGGUACUAUUCUCGAGGUUACCCAUUGCAACCAAUGGAGGGAGGUGAAAUUGCUGAAUGACCCAGGCCCAGGAGCCCACACUUUCCCCAGCAAAAAGGACCAAGCAAUAGUCGAUGUACAGAAAGCCUUAGAUGCGGACAGAGCAUGGAAGCGGUGA